AUGGAGUUUAAAGCGGGUGUGCUGGUUGUGAUGGCUCUGUGUGUGAGUGCACUGACUUCAUCAGAGGACAGCUGUGGGCAGCGGCCCCUGGUUGCCUCCCCUGGUAUGUCUCGUAUAGUGGGGGGGCGGGAGGCUCCUGAGGGGGCUUGGCCUUGGCAGGUCAGCAUCCAGAUCCAGUCAAGGCACCACUGCGGCGGGACGAUUGUCAGCAACCUCGGGGUGCUCACUGCAACACACUGCUUUUACAAAUACCUAAAGAUCAGCAGAAGCCUUUUCCGUGUGGUGGCGGGACUUCAUGUGUUAUCCGCUCCAGGAGAUCAAACCCAGAUCCGCUCCAUCAGUGAAGUCAAAAUGCACGAGGACUACAAUGGCGUCUCGCCUGACAACGAUGUGACCCUGGUGCUCCUCAGCUCCCCCUUCGACUUCACUGGUCACAUCCAGCCUGUCUGCACCCCUCAUAAUGUGACUCAUGAGUUCAUCCUCAACUUCACCCACUGUUUCAUUACUGGAUGGGGGAGCAGAUAUUACAGAGGUAGGCUGAAUAACAGAUUGCAGGAAGCUGAGGUGGAGCUUAUUGACAGGAGAACAUGUAACCUGAUCACCUGGUACGAUGGCUUCAUCACUGAAAAUAUGAUCUGUGCUGGACUGGAGAGCGGGGCAUCUGAUUCCUGCCAGGGUGACAGCGGCGGCCCCCUGCAGUGCUACAGCGAGGACGAGGACAGGUUUUAUGUGGUCGGAGUGACGAGCUUCGGGCACAUGUGUGGACAUCCUCGCAGGCCAGGUGUGUACGCCAGAACCAGCAGGUUUGCUGACUGGCUGAAGACGAGUCAGACAGCAUCAGCGUCUGCUGCACACAAACUGAACACAAGACUGAUCCCAGCUCUGCUCUGUGCUGCUCUGAUGCUGCUCUUAAACAUCCACACAGUCUGUCAGCAAUAA
Molecule: messenger RNA, 939 nt
Organism: Anoplopoma fimbria (sablefish)
Lineage: Eukaryota; Metazoa; Chordata; Actinopteri; Perciformes; Anoplopomatidae
Product: transmembrane protease serine 11D
Exons: 5
Coding region: 1-939 (312 amino acids)
Biological process (GO): proteolysis
Molecular function (GO): serine-type endopeptidase activity
Source: RefSeq, a predicted model, not a curated record